AUCUUUGCCCGCCCGUUAACAAGAGAGCACCAAUUUUGAUAUUAGGAAAAAUGCGGCCACCAGCUCUACCAGUAUCAAGUUUGCGUACUUGGGCCAAAUUUAAUGGUAUAGAAUUUGAAGAUAUAUCUGUUGAGAAGAAUAAGGAAUAUGGAGGCUACGGCGUCGUUUCGACCACCAAAAUCGAUUCGGCCCCGGAACAAGAGGGUAACCUAACCGUGUUGAAUGUCCCCAAAGAUCUUAUAUUGAGCGCCGAAACCAUUGCAGAGCACGCAAAGGUUGAUAAGCAUUUCGGACAGAUUCUGGAGGCUGUUGGUGGAAGUACGUUACGUGGGGAUGUAAUGCUCUUCUUGUUGAUGCAAGUGACAAGAGCUUCAUCAGAUCCAAGUAUUAAAUUCAGUGUUCGGGGUCCGUGGACUGAGUAUGUCAAAAUGCUGCCGGAAUACAUUUCUCUGCCGACAGCGUGGCAUGAUGACCAGAUAAACCUCCUUAAUGGAACGUCUCUAGAGAAAGCUGUUGCAGCAAAAGUUUCAGCAUUAGUACGGGAAUUUGAGACUCUCCGAGAAAAUACAACAGAGAUCCCCUGGUGCCACAACGCUUGGUGGGAGACGGAGCAUCUUGAAUUCAAGGAUUGGAUCCUUAUUGAUUCCUGGUAUCGAUCUCGGUCUCUAGAGCUGCCUCUUUCAGGAGAGGCAAUGGUGCCGUUUCUGGACAUGGCGAAUCAUUCAGCAAACGCAAAUUCGCACUAUCAGCAAGGGAUUGACGAUGAAGUGCUCUUGCAAGUCAAGCCCGGGCAGCACAUUGAAAAAGGGGAGGAACUAACUAUUGACUACGGCUCUGCCAAAAGUGCCGCUGAGAUGCUUUUCAGCUACGGGUUUAUAGACGACUUGUCUUCUGUGCAUAGCCUCGUCCUUCAUAUCUCGCCUUCUCCGGAUGACCCCCUUGGCAAAGCUAAGGUUAUGAUUUAUGGCAAACCCCCGACGCUUCACAUUUCAGCGACCGAUGACUCUCUGGAGCUGACGUGCCCAUUUAUCUAUCUUAUGUGUGUUCACGGAGAUGAUGGGUUGGAUUUUAAGGUAUUACUGGAAAAUGAUGGGACAUAUGGACAAAUGCGGGCAUUCUGGAAGACUACGGAUAUUACCGACUCCAUUAACAGCUUCAAGGACAUUGUUACUGCGGAUCCUCUUGCUGAUGUAUUUCUCUUACGAGCAAAGGUCCUCUUAAGAUAUAUAGUGGACGAGCAAUUGGAACGACUGAGUGAGAGCGAGCAUACGGCGAACGAGCUCGAUCCCAACCACAAGAGCCUGUCAGUGAGUGACAAAGGGAUUCCAGAAGCUGCAUCGAAGCUCCGCGUGAUCGAGGCAGGACUUCUCAGCAAGAGCUUGGAAUUAUUAGAGGCGGAGAUCAACACGCUAUCAUCAAGCCCUAUAGUGCGUGAAUAUUUAGGCAGUUCAGAGGCACAGGACGCACCAGCGGCCGGAGAUAACGACGAGAGCGAAGAUUUUAGCUGAGUCCUUGGCAGUUAGUCAUACGCAGUUCAUCGCAUAGGAGUAAGCAUAGACUGCGCGUGAACCCCCAAUUAAGCUUGACCACGACAGCGGAUCAAUAAUUCUCACUGGCAUCCGCUUCAUAUGGCAGUUGGUGGUGGGGAACUUUGCGGGGAGAGCCAAACACGCAUUUAGCGGGCCGCAGUGGGACGCCAUUAACAAGUUUUCAUGUCAGCUAAACAGGGGAGCCAAACUACUUCUCCUGUAUUCGAGACGAAGUUAAAGAGUAAUACGACUCUACAGGCGCAAGAGUUGCACUUCGUGUCGUGCGGCGGUUUGGACAUGUACUUUCCGAUUGGUGGAUCAAGGAUCGAUCAACAUGACCACGUUUUUUUUAGGCUGAUGGAAAUGAGGACGCGUCAUUGGUCCAACGCAUAAGAGCCGGACGAAGGGCUUAAAGCGACAGAACAUGGCAAGCUUUCUGGAAAUCCUAGCGAAAGAGACUGGCGAACUCGUCGGCGUUGAGUAGUCCUAAAAGGCGAGGUGAUCUUCGAGAUCUCUGCCAAGUAGAAUGGACGAUUUGAUUCUGAUAGUCGAUCUGAAGAGAAGA
Molecule: messenger RNA, 2094 nt
Organism: Pseudogymnoascus destructans
Lineage: Eukaryota; Fungi; Ascomycota; Leotiomycetes; Thelebolales; Thelebolaceae
Exons: 4
Coding region: 51-1508 (485 amino acids)
Biological process (GO): peptidyl-lysine monomethylation
Cellular component (GO): nucleus
Molecular function (GO): protein-lysine N-methyltransferase activity; protein binding
Source: RefSeq, a predicted model, not a curated record